Peromyscus leucopus (white-footed mouse) is the source of this 3104-nucleotide messenger RNA. RefSeq names its product H-2 class I histocompatibility antigen, Q10 alpha chain-like. Lineage: Eukaryota; Metazoa; Chordata; Mammalia; Rodentia; Cricetidae. Gene Ontology annotation, molecular function: peptide antigen binding; signaling receptor binding. Gene Ontology annotation, cellular component: external side of plasma membrane. The transcript has 8 exons. The coding region runs from base 153 to 1244 and encodes 363 amino acids. Gene Ontology annotation, biological process: antigen processing and presentation of endogenous peptide antigen via MHC class Ib; antigen processing and presentation of endogenous peptide antigen via MHC class I via ER pathway, TAP-independent; immune response. The record is from RefSeq and is a predicted model, not a curated record.
CCUCUGUUGAGUUCUUCUGCCUAGAUGUUGAUGACAUAACACUUGUUCUCACUCUUCAUUUGAAGAAGGUUCUAAGAUAAUCCAAUCACUGUCGCUCUGGUUUAUAAAGUUGCCCCAGAGCCACCUUAAACUGGAAGCUCAAUGUCCCAAGGAUGAGGGCCCCUGAUCUCCUCCUGCUGCUGGCAGCCCCGUUGUUCUGGGUUCAAACUCGCGCAGGCUCUCACUCGCUGCUCAAUUUCACCACCACCGUGUCCCGGCCUGGUCUCGGGGAGCCCCGGUUCAUUUUCGUGAGCUACGUGGACGACACGCAGUUCGUGCGCUUUGACAGUGUCGCGGAGACUCCGAGAGUGGAGCCCUGUGUUGAGUGGAUGGAGCAGGAGGAGCCUGAAUAUUGGGAGCUACAGACCCAGACAGCCAGGACCCAAGCACAACAAUCUGGGGGAAGUCUGAGGGUCCUGAUUCGAUAUUUCAACCAGAGCGAGGACGACUCUCACACGCUGCAGGGGAUGCAGGGCUGCGACCUGGGACCAGAUGGGCGCCUGCUCCGCUGGUACAACCAGCUGGCCUAUGACGGCGAGGAUUUCCUCACCUUGAACGAGGACCUGAACUCCCAGACCAUGACCACCAGCACUAUAGCUCAGAUCUCGCAGCACAAGUUAGAGGCCCAUCUGAAGGCUGGCAACUGCGUGGAGCUGCUGCAGAAACACCUGGAAAAGGGGAAGGACACCCUGCUGCGCUCAGACCCACCAAAGACACAUGUGACCCAUCACCCCAUAAAGAAUGGAGAUGUCACCCUGAGGUGCUGGGCCCUGGGCUUCUACCCUGCUGAGAUCUCCUUAACCUGGCAGUUGGAUGGGGAGGACUUGAUCCAGGAAAUGGAGUUUGUAGAGACCAGACCUUCUGGGGAUGGAACCUUCCAGAAGUGGGCAGCUGUGGUGGUGCCUUCUGGGGAGGAGCAGAGAUACACAUGCCAUGUGGUCCAUGAGGGGCUGACUGAGCCCCUGACCCUGAGAUGGGGUGGGAGAGAAAGGAGCACCACUCAGGAAGCAAGCAGGGACAGUCGCCAAGACUCUCUCGAGAGACUGCUGUGGAUGAUGAGGAGACGACGCCUCGGUUUUGGAGGACUGAGCACUAUGAGUAUCAUGCAGGCCACAUCAGACAUUUUGGAUCAAUCGAUUUGUUACUCUAAAAAGGGGACCCAGCUUCAAUCCCCAGCAUACACAGGUUGGCUCACUGCCUUCUGAAACUCCAGUUCCAGGGUAUCUGAUGCCUUUUGCUGGCCUCUUUGGGAACUAUCAACUUUCUCAACCUGUGCAGAUCUCAUUUUGGAGCUCUGGGCCUCUUCUCAACGCAGCAAUCACUCACAGUGAGGCAGCAACACCACCACCUGAUGGAGAGCCUCAGAGUCACUGGGAUCUUGCUCUUUGUGGCAGCACCACCUGCAUCCAGUGCCUAAACUGCCACCUCGUGGACCGGAUGCAGGAGCUGCCAAGGCAGGUGCACCAGCCCCCACCCCACAUCCCCACCUGCCACUGUGGCUUCAACUUGCCCCACAUUUUGCUAGCCAGCACCUCACAGCCAGAGAGGAUCAGGACCACCUUGAACUGCCUGGUACAGGAAGGAGUUCACCACAGCCAGGAGCACAAUCCAGGGCAGCUGAGGGUCUCCAUUCCCUGGUUUGCAUGAGACCCAAACCAGAGGACACUUCUCCCAACACCUUGGAUUCAGUUUACUGUGGACCUGGGAGCCCUCAGGCUGCUCCUCCAGUAAGAACCUCUGCUGAGUUCACUCUCACUAGAUUUCCAGCUCUGGGUCCCUGCAAUUUCAGCAAGUGAAAGAGAGAUGUCCCUGAGACUCCAUGGCAGGUCUGCAGGCACCUUUAGCUCCUACACAGCUUCAGGAGAGCCACCAAGCCAGCAAAAGGCCAUGAACAGCCCACCUGUGCAGUGCAGUCUGCAGGGUGCUGGGUCUCACCAGUGCAUGCAGCUGCAGGAGCUGGCUGUGGACACCCGGGAGCCCAGCAGACUCUGAUGCCUGUAGCUGUCCCAGAGGAGGACAAGGACUCAGAAGCUCAGGUCACAGAUGACAGCAGGGAGGACUUCACCCCUCUUCAUCCUGGCUGCCCUUGGUGCCUUUGCUCACCCAGCUCCCAGCUCUCAACCACCCCAGUUGCCCAGGGGAGCCCAUGGCUGCUCUGCAUGUUGUGGUCCAUGCGGCUGCCCUGAGCUGGCUCUGGGCCUUGGAGUGAAGCUUGAACACCAGGGAAUCCAGAGAGAGGUUCCUGUGUGAGAGGUGGCCUGAUGGUGUGACCACAGUGACUUCAUGCUCAGCAGCUCUGCAGACUGUAAAAGUAAGUGCUGAAGAGGGAGGAAGGUGGCUGGCAGGUCCCCACCUGUGAAGACAGUGCAGGGAAGAAGCAGACAGUUCCUCAGGAGUCAGUCCCCUCAGCCCUGACCAGGACAUGGGUUUUCUUUGUUCUGCAAGUGAACCAACACUGCUGCUUCCUGCAGCACCUGGCAAUCCAACACUGCCUGAGUGAGAUGCUGAACUCCCCUGGAGUUCUUUGCAUUCUUUCCCUAGUAUUCAAAGCCAUAGUCUGGGGCUUCUGAGGUCUUGAGUUUGCAUAGUAAUCUGUGCAGUGAGCAAGCCACCAGAAAUUAGAGCGUCAAAUCCAGGUGUGGACUUGGAUUCUGAGGAGGAAUCCCAGGCUGGCCUCAGACAUCUGUGUUGAUGGGGACUCUAGAGAUGCCUUGAAAGUGACAGAGUUUUCUGGGUGUAUUCCAGGCAGCAACCAAAUCCAUCCUGGGAAAAUGAGAAUAAAAAGAGCAGCAAUGGGAACCAUCAUGUGACUCUUGCUGGGGAGUUCAGAGGAAAGAAACAGCCAUGCUCACAGAGUCAUAGACCACAGGGAGCAAUGAGGCUAGAAAGGAAAGCCAGCAUGCCAUGCUGACAGCAAGGAUGUGUGUGUGUGUGUGUGUGUGUGUGUGUGUGUGUGUGUGUGUGUGCGCACGCGCAUGCUCAGGCUUGGGACCAUGCAUGAGCUUAUAUAAGUAUAAGAAGAUUAAGAGGAGUAUAGAUGGAGAGAUGGCUCAGAGGUUAAGAGC